Linnemannia hyalina is the source of this 3171-nucleotide messenger RNA. Lineage: Eukaryota; Fungi; Mortierellomycota; Mortierellomycetes; Mortierellales; Mortierellaceae. The record is from the annotation of a GenBank genome assembly.
AUGGCACCUCCAUUCAACAGAGGCGGAGGACGAGGAGGUGGGGGAGGACGGGGAGGCCGCGGUGGUGGAAGAGGUCAUGCACGUUACGGUGUUGCCCCAGGAGGUCGUCUCAAGACAAGCACAACCAACCUGCCCUCUGCCCUCAGCGAAGAGAUGGAGCAGAGUUCGUCGACAUUCUUUGCUGACGGCGACGAUCGCAACUUUAGCAAAAAGUUCAAAAACAAGGCUGCCGGCAGGAAAGUUCGCAGGAAACAGGAACGCGCAGAGAAGAAGAAGCACCGAGCACCCACACUCUCCAAGAUCGAGAUUCUAGCACGGCAACAACACAUGGAACCACAGACCAAGACCAGCAGCAAUAACAACAACAAGGAUUCCAACAACAAAAACAAGAAGCGGAAACUGGGUCAGGACCACUUGGAGGUUGACUUGAACGAGCACGAGGGUGAGACUCUUGUCACCGACAUUGGCAAGAAAGCAUCUUCGUCAAAGUCAAAGUCUGCAAAGGCCACCAAGGAGGAUAAGAAGCCUGCCCUAUCCAAGGACGUCAAGGAUAUGGACGCACGCCGAUUGGAAAAGCUGGCAAAGUCGAACCCUGCCUUCUACGCCAUGCUUCAGGAGGACGGUGUCGUUGCAGGAGGUGGUCCAGGUUUCGAGGAGGGCUUUGACGAGGAUGAACAGUUCAUUCGCCACUACGAGAAGAAGCUGGGUCUCAAACGCAAGGACUCUGGCAAGCUGGCCUCCAAAAAGUCGUUCUUGGAUGACGGUCUUGGAGAUCUGUUGGAGGGUAUCGAGCUCGGAUCCAGAGGCAAGAACGCCGCUGCUACACCAAGGAAGGCCGUUGUCGGUUCGUCCGCCGCUACCACCAAGGCUCCUGCAAAGCCUGCUGCUUCAGUUUCCGACAAGAAGAGGAAAGCUCAGGAGUUCGAGAGCGAGGAGGAGGAUGACAGCGAAGACGACGAUGAGGAUGAAAACGAUCUUGACGGUAGCGACGUGGAGGAAGGCUUCGGCAGCUUUGACGAAGAGUUGGAGGGUGUUGAUCCUGAUGAUAUGGACGACUCGGAACUGGGCGAGGACGAGGACGAGGACGAGGAUGAGAAGAUGUUGGGAAUGGGCUCGGAUGAGGAGGGUAUGGAGAGCUUUGAUGAGGAACUAGAAGGUGUUGGCUUUGAAUCGGACGAGGACGAUAAUGAGGAACUUGAAGGAUUCGACGACGAGGAUAGCGAACUCGGAUCGGAGGACGUUGAUGGCGGAGAGAGCGAAGACGGUGAAGAGAGUGACCAAGAGGACACAGGAUCCAAGGCAAUGGCGACUCCUGCGGCGCAAGCCGGAAAGUACGUGCCUCCACACCUUCGUGCAGCCGCCGCUGCUGCUGUUGCCACAGAACCUGCAGGUGGUGGUGCUUCUGCCCUGGCCAAGGCUAUUCCCCGACAAAAUACCGAAGAACUUCUUCGACUGCGCCGCCAGCUCCAGGGAUUGCUCAACAAGCUGAGUGAGAGUAACAUUGAGGCGAUUCUCAUGGACAUUGAAGCCCUCUACCGCAAGUACCCCAGAGCAGAUGUAUCUGAGACGAUCACGGAUAUGAUCUUGAGCGCGAUCUCUUCAAAGGCCAACUUGCUGGAUUCGUUCGUCAUUCUGUACGCCACGGUGGUCGCCAGUUUGUAUCGCCUUGUUGGUAUCGAGUUUGCCGCCCACUUUAUCCAGACUCUCGUUGAGCAGUUUGACGGACAUCACGCCCUGGCCUCCAGCACCAAGAGCACGGAGAUGACGGACGAAACCCUCAACGCCGUCAAGCAGUGCACCAACUUGAUUGUACUCGUCUCGGAGCUGUACAACAUGCACGUCGUUGCCUGUGUCCUCGUCUAUGAGCUGGUCCGCUGGUUCAUGACAGAGUUGUCUGAACUGAAUGUCGAGCUCGUGGUCAAGAUUGUCAAGACUUCUGGAUACCAACUUCGACAGGAUGACCCAACAACUCUCAAGACUAUCAUCCAGGAGUUUACCGUCCUUGCCAACAAUGCCUCGGCCAAGUCUGGAUCGGGAUCUGCUGCACCUAUUUCGUCCCGUACUCGAUUCUUGCUCGAGACUUUGACAGCUCUCAAGGCCAACAGGAUGAAGGGUCCCUCGGCAAACUCUACGACAUCAGGAACGAUCACAGAGAGCGCUGCCAGGAUGAAGAAGUUUUUGUCAGGCUUGAGCAAGAAACGGACGACGUUCCCCAGUGAACCAAUGCGUGUGGGUCUGGCGGAUAUUCGACAGGUCGGAGCCAAGGGCAAAUGGUGGCUGGUUGGUUCCAGCUGGAAGAACAACAUGGUUGGAGAGGAGAGCUCACGGAAAUCGACCUCCUCCACGACCGCUGACGAUAUGCUGGAGGCUGAGGACGAGCUGCUGAAGCUGGCUAGGAAGAACAAGAUGAACACAGAUGUGAGAAGGAGUAUCUUUGUGGUCUUGAUGAGCAGUGAGGACUAUAUCGAUGCCUUUGAGCGCCUCAUCAAAUUGAACCUCAAGGAGGUACAGCAGCGCGAGAUUGUCCGCGUCGUCCUCCACUGUGCUGGAAACGAAAUGGUGCAUAACCCAUACUACACUCUUGUUGGUCAGCGCCUUUGCCAGCAUGACCACUCGUUCAAGAUCACAUUCCAGUACGCGCUUUGGGAUCUAUUACGCGAGAUGGGCGCGAGCGAUGUUGGUGGCAUGGAGAAGGUCAAGGACGGACAGGUCAUUGGUCUGGACGACGGUAUCAGCAACAGCGACGGCAAAAAGGUGCCCCUCCGUCGCAUCGUCAACAUCAGCAAAUUGUACGCCUUCCUCAUCACCUCUCAGGACCUCAGUCUUGUCAUGCUCAAGACUGUCACCUUCACCUCCCUUCCUGCCCAACCAACUCUUUUCUUCCAGCUCUUGAUGACCAACAUCAUCCUCUCCUCCCAGCCUCAACAGCAGACACAAAAGCAGGAGGGGUCCAAGGAGAAACCUAAACUGAACGCCCAGGCUGUGGCAGAUAUCUUUAUCCGCGCUGCUGUCAACCCUACACUGGCACAGGGUAUCAUUUUCUUCCUGCAGGCGUUUGUGAGGAAGGGCCAGGUCUGCCAGAACGAACGCGAGAAGGAGAUUGUCAAGUGGGGAUGCAACACUGUCCGUGAGGUCCUCCAGAGCGCCGUCAACACUGGUGGCCGCUUCUAA